Molecule: messenger RNA, 6697 nt
Organism: Porites evermanni
Lineage: Eukaryota; Metazoa; Cnidaria; Anthozoa; Scleractinia; Poritidae
Source: the annotation of a GenBank genome assembly
AUGGCUAAAGUUCCACCAAAGUAUGAUGACCUUGGCAAAGAGUGUAGGGAUGUUUUUGGCAAGGGAUAUGGUAAGCUGUGCAAAAAAUCAGCUAAAGUAUGUGAUUUUACAUUUAUUUUUGGUUUAUGGAAAACAAUGAAAUGGUGACCUUAUUGAUGCAAUGUAAAUUAAGUCACUUACAUUAUACAAGCAUUAAUAUAAACUAACACAUCCACAUGUACUGAUCACAUGAGUGGAAAUGUUUUUUUUCCCAGCAAAUGCAUCAUACAUUUGCGAUCUCUUUAUUCAUUUGCAAACCUCUGAUAAUCUCAAAAUUAGAAGGUUCGUACAGGGUUAUGAAUUCUUGAAAUAGCAGUGAAAUUUGUAAAGCAGUUUUCCAGUUUCAAUUUCACAUGUAUGUUAAUGAAUCAAUGGUAUAAUUAACCUAUUAAAAUGGAACCCCUAAAACUUUUUGGUAGAUGAAAUUGGUGUCCAACCUAGGCAAAAAAAUGGUAAAAGGGAGUGAUUUCUUUUUUGUACAGGAUUUGGAGCUGUCAAGCUUGACUUAAAGACAAAAGCAAAGAAUGGAGUGGUGAGUGAUUUCAGAAUCCCAAGAAGAAUAAACUGACUUUUUGGGUGAUAACAGAUUUUCGAUGAAGUACAAGGGGAAAAAGUACACUGUGUUUCCUGGCAAGAGUGUCUGCUAUAAAGCAUGACUUGACAUCAUUGAUUGUCUUGAUUCUUUAUUGUUUCCAAAUUAUCAAGAUAAUAGGGCCAUUUAUACCAGGAAAAAUAAGACGAGUCUUACAUAAGACGCGUCUUAAAUAAGACGCGAACUGUACCAUUUAUACGAGCAUGUCUUAUCUAAUAAGACGCGUCUUAGCUAAGCCGCGUCUUAUUUUAGAUGAAAUAUGUCGUUUAUACGGAAAGUUCGCGUCUUAUAUAAGAUGCUUCUUAUUUUUACUCGUAUAAAUGGCCCUAAUGAUACACAAUUCUCAGAGAACUGGUUCGCCAGGACAAUCACAAUCGCUUGGAUAUGCUGUGUUUGAUCGUCUUGGUCAUCCUAAUCACCUAAAACAGCUGAAGUGAUUUUAAAAACUAAUCCAAACAAUAAUUUUACAAUGUAUACAGAAAACUGGCCGAGAACUCAACGGCUUUGAUAACAAAGACUUCAUGAGUUAUACUUAGUAUUAGCAUAACUCACAAAUUUACCUUUGCUUUCAGUCUGUGUGGCACAUACAAGACCUAGCAAAUUUACUGUAUACACUUAUUUAAAGUAAUUUUAAAUAAGUGUAAACAUUUAAUACUGUAAAACUGCAAUUAUUGCAGUUUUACGGUUGUUUUUUAUCAUUCUUGUUAUAAUUGUUACCUUUUUUACAAUGUUUUAGGAAUUUGUAACAUCUGGUUCAUCAAAUAAUGACUCUGGAAAGGUUUUUGGAAGUCUGGAGACAAAAUACAAGUAUUCUGACUAUGGUAAGUGCUUCAGCUUUUUGGAAUUUACAUGUACUCUUGUAAUAGUUUAAGAAGACUUUUUGAGUUCAUUGAAGUCAUGUUAUUCUAAGUACAGAUGAGUCCCAAUUCUUCCUGUGAAUUUGACAAGAGACAGACAUUCUGCAAAUCACCCUAAACAUUUGAGGGUCACCUUUUUUGCUUUCUCUCAUGGGCAAAGGUUUUGUGCGUACAACUGAAUAAAGAUGUUCACACACACAUGGCUGUGUUGUCUAGCUGCAUAAAACUCAUAAUUUAUUACUUUUUAAAAAAAGGCUAGGGACAUAAGACUGCUUGGUUCUUGCAAGUUAUGUUAAGCAUUUGUUUAAACAUUUAGGGCAACGGAUCUAGAAAGCAUUAAAAGCAAAAAAGCCUUUGUUUGGAGAUAAAGUGAAGGAUGACAUUGGUGUGAUCCAGCCUUCUGACAAUAACAACAUCCAUGCUUUUUAGACAUUUUUUUUUUCCAACAUUCCUCAGGGAACAGUAGCUGUCGAGAAACAAAAGAUUUUCUCACGUGACAACAAUUAUGGGCUUCAAAGCUACUGAUGGCAUGUUUGAAGUUUGUUGAUGCUUGUAAAUAUUUUUACGGGUGUUUAGAAUGACAUCAUAGUAACCAUUUUUGUCCCAUUUGUUGACACUGUUCUUUUGUCUGAUGAAACAGGUAUCACCCUGUCUGACAAGUGGACAACAGACAAUGUCAUUACUACAAAUAUUGCAGUGGAAGAUCAAGUAUGUUUCAAAUAAAUUUGCAAGAGAUUUAAAGAAAACAGUUACAAUAGUUCCUUAGGUGUUCUUUAGUUCUUAAAACACAAGAUAUCCUGAUUUUGUUAGGUACACUAAGUCGGUAAAUUUUCAAGUACAAACAUUUGCUGAAGAACAUCUAAAUUAUCAACACUGUAAAAAAUGUAGUAAGUUUUGAAGUAGAGAGUGCAAAUUCAGACUAAUCACUUACUCAGAAAAAGUCUAGAACACUUAUUUAUUAUAUUGUCAACACAGCUCCCUUAUUACUCUCGCAUGUACAUAUUCACUGAGCCACAAGGGCACUUCCCAUGUCCAUUGCCUGCACUUGCUUUCACGAUUUAAAUUCUUGUUUUUUUUAGUAUAUUGAAUUUUCUGCCUAAAAUGUUGUAUAUAUUUCAAAGAAUGGUCUUGGAAAGUCGUUCAAGUUUUAGCCUGAGCAAUACCUGAUGUUUUGAGGGCUAGUCCCAUCAAAGUAAUGUUGUGAUUUGCUUUUGUGAAAAGUUAGUGCUGGAAACCACCUCAGCUUUUGAAUCUCUUAACAGUUGUCAUUUUAAAAGUUUGGGUUUGUUCCUCUACCAAUGCAGCGCCACGGUUUCUUAACCCUUUCAGUUCAAAGAGUGAUCAACAUCAAUUUUCUCUUAACAUUACAUCUAUAUUGAAAUGUGUGGGGAUUGUGCAACAAAGUUUUCUUUGUGUGUUGACAUUUUAUCAGUAUCAUUCUGUGGUCUCUGCUUGGGCUAUUCAGUGCAUUUCAGGCAUGAAUGUGUUAGAUUUAUUGUUAUUUUCUUCUUCACUGUUAUAGUUAGCUAAAGGUCUUAAGUUGGAAUUUGAUGCAAGCUUUGCACCCAACACAGGGUAAGUCUCUUGUCAAUCCAUAUUUUAAGGUGGGGAAAAUGCCUUAAUUUGAUUUUUCCGUACAUAGAACUUGAUAUAGUCAUCUCUUCUGCCAUGUUUAAAGCCACUGAAUUUGUAUUUGCAAAUUGUUCUCAAUAAGUGAUGUUGGUAUUGCAUGAUUUUGUGAUAUUAGGAAGAAGUCAGCCAAGAUAAAGAGCGCAUACAAACAAGAUUAUGUGCACUGCACAGGAGAUGUUGACUUUGAUUUUGCUGGGCCAGCUAUCCAGGCCUCAGCGGUUGCUGGGUAUGUACGAUUUUUGUUGGAAGAAAAGUAUGAGAAUUUAAUAUAGCAGCGGUGAGAAUACAGCUGUUUUGAGAAAGGUUGUCGGAAAAAGUACAGGCGACAAUCCCGAAAGGUAUUGUGGAGUGGUUUUUAGUUCACAGUUUUUCCAAUAAAUUUCAAAGAAUGGCACGAGAGGCCAUGGACGUAUGUUUGCGAGGGCUAAAGUAAAGCAACAAAAGUAGGUUCAACAGCUACAGUGUCAAGAACAAGUGUCUUGAUCAUAUCCCAUAUUACCUUUCGGGAUUGUCGCGUGCACCGUUUUUGCGACAACCUUUCUCGAAAUAGCUGUAUGAGAAAUGCUAGUGACCACCAAGAUGAAAUGAGGAGCAUUGAAAGAAAAGGGAACAGGAACACAUAUGACAUUUCCUCCAUAAGAGGUGUAACUGGGAACUUUCACGUUGUAGUUAUGUAAACAAUGUUAAAGAAAUGUAUAAAAGUGUGCUGCACUUUCAAAGUUGUUUUUUACUUUUGCUAAUAAGACCCAUUGAUUUUUUGCCAUACUAGUUGCAUCACAAGAUCCUUUUUGUUGUUUGAGUAAACUAUAAGUAUAUCAACAAGAGCCUCACUUUUAACCCUGGCUAAAUCUUAAGACCAGUGAGGCAGGCAGACAGGCAGGCAGAACCUUCAGAUGAUGAUACUCUUUGUUUUGGUACAGUUUUAAGGUGAUGUUACACAGAACAAUUCGUAAUAAUAAUUUUUAACACAACACAGCAUUGCAAUGUUGGAACGCAGUCCCAACCAUUUGAAACAAUGUUGCAACAAAAUGUUGCAACAGUGUUGCAAAGCUGUGGUGUGCUAAAAAUCGUCAUUGCAAAUCAUCCCAUGUAACAUCACCUUAACAUGUACAAAUGAAACUGUGUUUGGUCAGUUUUGCCAGUGAAAAGGUUAAUGCUUCAUCGGGUUACUGACUGUAGUUGUACAGAGUAUGAAGAGUAAGCAUCAGAGUUUAAGUAGAACCUUUUCUCUGGUGAUAAUUCAUGAAGGCCGUGUAGCAUUCACCUUAUCUUGGUAGGAAAUUUGUGUUUUAAUGCUCCUCUGUUUUUAUGGUAGGUAUGAAGGCUGGGUAGCAGGAUAUCAAGCUGCUUAUGACACUGCCAAGUCAAAACUAACUGCUAACAACUUCUCGUUUGGCUACCGAUCAGACGACUUCAACAUUUACACUUCAGUGUGAGUAUACCUUUCUUAAUAUCUUCAGGUGGGCUACAAACUAGAAAUAGGUAUGAGCUGUUGAAAAGAUUUCUGAUUUUUAGCCCAUGGUUUGAUAACAUUGUAAACCACAAUUUUCUCGGCCAGAAACUUGAAUAUGUAGCUGGGUCCCUUCACAGAGAUCUAUUUAUGGUAAUCCAAUAAAGCAUUCCAAAAUAGUCCAGUCAUAAUGUAAUGCAGCUUUAUUUAGUGAUACAGCUGUAGCUCUAUCUUGCCUAUCUUGGUUCUUCAGAACAUAUGAAUGAAUAGUUAAAGUUUCUAAUGGACGUUUUAAAACCUUUGGAAUUUUCUAGGAAUGAUGGAUCCAAAUUUUCUGGAUUAAUUUACCACAAGGUAUAGUGCCCUGUUUUUUCUCAAUAUUUUGUCUUCAUCAUCAUAUAUCUGUCAGGACAGAGGUUUCAGUAGAAGCUAGGAGCUGGGUUCCUGGCACCAGUGUUUUCUGAGCAGUACCACCUCCUUCAAACAAGAUGGACAUGACAACUCUCACGCCACCUUUCCAACUUUCCCUACCAAGAGAGAGGAGAAGUCGUUACUUCUCAUUGCCGUUGUAGCAAAAGAACAAACCGUGGUCCUGCAAAUAUGGCAGAUGAUAUGAAAAAAAAAUUUACAUUUAUGAUUUUCUUGACGUCAUCCCUCCACUGUUUGACAAAGAAAUUUUGCCCCAUUGUAACCUGACAUUACACUUCUCCUCUCAAUUCAACCAAGGACAGCCUUCUAGUUACGAAAUAGUGAAAACCCUGGUCAGUAGGUACAAGACUGUGACUGUCUUAUUGUGUAAAAAAUCACUGGCCUAUGACUAUUUUUUGUAUUCAGAGAUGGAUCCUUUUUCAAAAUAUUAUUCUUCUGAAAUGUUACACCUUCCUCUUGCUACUAGUUAUUCUUAAUGAAAUCCCUGCACAUGUUAUACAAAUGAAGGGGUUCCAACUGCAAGUCAUGCAAUUUUCUAUCUCUUUAAAAUGGGAAAAAACAUCCUCAUAUCAAAUUGAAUUCCAAAAAUACUGUUUCAGUUUUGUUACUUUAGACUGUUAUUAGGCAUAGAAGCAGAGCCCCUUUAAGAACAAUGUGAUCAAUCAUGUUUGUCAUGAGACGUAGAACCCCAAAAACUUUGUCACUGACUAUCAGAUUUCCUUGUAGAUCAAUGGCAGUCUUGAGGCUGCAGCACAACUGAACUGGGCCUCAGGUAGCAGCAGCACUGCAUUCCAAGUUGGUUGCAAGUAUGAUGUUGACAAGGAUACAUCAGUUAGGGUAAGACAUCAUGGUGUUUUCUGCUGUUUGAAUCCGGUUAUUAAUUCUUCAUAACCAGCCGGCGUUGACCAAAUUUUUAAGAUGCAUGCAAUAUACCAUCAAUUUGAUGGUAUAUUUGCUUGGAAAUCAGGUUGAUCAAUGGUAUAUUUGCCUGGGAUCGAGGAUGCUUGGGCAAUAGGGAACUAAAAAAAAUAGCGUUCACAGCUAUUGUAAAGUGACAAUGGCCACAGUGCACUGUUAGAGCACAGCCUUGUCUCUCAUCUCUAUGACACUGCCCCUCCAGUAUGCUCUGUGAUGUGUUUAUUGGGUCUUUAAAGUUUCAACUGAUUUUUCUCUCAAACCUCCAAUGUUAUCGUGUCCUUAACUCUGUCUUUAUGUAAUAAUAUCAAUUUAUCUAAAACAGUUAAUGCUCAGUUGUUUGUCUGACCUGCCUAGAUUAGCAUUUGCUACCUGCAGGUUUCAGUGUGAUUACUUAAGUCAAUUGUUACGAUAAAGAUUUUGUUGUUGUUGUUGUAGUGAUCAUUGUGUUAUUGAUUUAUUUAUGUAUAUAUCUAUUGGCUGUUUUGUAGGCCAAAGUGAGUAACUCAAGCCUUGUAGGACUGGCCUUUACCCAGCAAUUGCGUGAUGGCAUCAAGGUUACUCUGUCUUCACAGAUUGACACUAAAAAUCUCAAUCAAGGAGGGCACAAGAUUGGUCUGGGUCUGGAUUUCCAAGCCUAAGCAAUUAGCACUGUACUGUUCUCUGACAAUAUUUUAAUUACCAAGUCCAUGCAUGCAAAAGUGUGUAUUGGAUUUUAGUGUUUUUCAACCAGUGUGAGGAAGCUUCUGAAUUUCGCGGUGAACUGCUUGUGGCUAUAAUAAC